ACUUCCGGGCAUGCGAAGGGAAUCCUCGCGUUAAAAGCACAUCGUUGGGUUUACAGGUGUUUUCUGAAGAAUCACAAUGCCUGUGACAGAGCAGCCUAAGAAUAUAUUUUUUGAAGAAGCUGACUUGGCAUAUGAAGAGGAGAUUCUUCGCAAUCCUUACUCUGUUAAAUGCUGGCUCCGAUUUGUUGAACACAAAAAGCAAGCUCCAAAAUCUGCUAUUAAUUUGAUUUAUGAAAGAGCAUUAAGAGAACUUCCUGGAAGCUACAAACUAUGGUACAACUAUCUGAAGUUACGUCGCCAGCAGGUCAAAGGUCACAUUAUCACUGACUCUGUGUACGAAGAUGUCAAUAAUGCAUUUGAGAGGUCACUCGUGUUCAUGCACAAGAUGCCGAGAAUAUGGUUGGAUUACUGCCAGUUCCUUAUGGAUCAGUGUAUGAUCACACGAACUCGUCGUACGUUCGAUCGCGCCCUCCGUGCCCUGCCCAUUUCCCAACACUACAGGAUCUGGCCGCUGUACCUGAAGUUUGCCCGCAUGUACCCAUUGCCAGAGACGGCUGUACGCAUCUACAGACGGUACAUUAAGCUGCAAAAAGAAAACAUGGAGGACUAUAUAGAGUAUCUGAAAUUGAUUGGUAGAUUGGAUGAAGCUGCAAAGCGAUUGGUUGACAUUAUUGAUGAUGAUGGCUUCACAUCUAAGGCAGGAAAAUCUAAACACCAGCUUUGGAACGAGCUCUGUGAGCUGGUGUCCAAAAACCCAGAUAAAGUUACCUCCCUGAAGAUUGAACCCAUCAUCCGCCAGGGGCUGAAGAGGUUUUCUGACCAAAUCGGCCUUCUGUGGAACUCCAUGGCAGACUACUACAUCAGGAGUGGGCAUUUUGAAAAGGCACGGGACAUUUACGAGGAAGCGAUCAUGACAGUGGUGACAGUACGAGAUUUCACACAGGUGUUUGACGCUUAUGCUCAGUUUGAGAAGAGCAUGAUCAGCGCCAAGAUGGAGACCACAUCUGAGUUAGGACCUACAGAGGAAGAUGAUCUUGAUUUGGAGUUGCGAUUGGCCAGACUGGAGGACCUGAUGGACAGGAGACCACUUCUCUUAAACAGUGUGUUGCUGAGACAGAAUCCACACAAUGUUCACGAGUGGCACAAGCGCGUCAAAUUGUUUGAAGGCAAACCAAGAGAGAUUAUCAACACAUUCACAGAAGCUGUUCAGACUGUUGACCCUAAGCUGGCCUCUGGCAAGCCACACACACUCUGGGUGGCAUUUGCCAAGUUUUAUGAGAGUGCAGGACAAGUAGAUGAUGCACGCGUGAUUUUUGACAAGGCUGUGAAAGUGCCGUACAAACACGUAGACGACCUUGCGUCUGUGUGGUGCGCCUGGGCUGAGAUAGAGAUUCUUCACGAGAAUUACGAGGAGGCGUUGAAGCUGAUGCAGAGGGUGACGACCCCUCCGUCAAGAAAAGUCUCUUACCAUGAUGAGGCAGAAACAGUUCAGAGUAGAGUUCACAAGUCACUCAAGGUCUGGUCGCUUUAUGCAGAUUUGGAGGAAGGCUUCGGAACGUUUAAGAGCUGUAAGGCUGUGUACGACCGUAUAAUAGACCUGAGGAUCGCAACGCCACAGAUUAUCAUCAAUUAUGGGAUGUUCCUUGAGGAGAACAACUAUUACGAGGAGGCCUUUAAGGCCUAUGAGAAAGGGAUUGCGCUGUUCAAAUGGCCCAACGUGUACGACAUUUGGAACACUUACCUGACCAAAUUCAUCAACAGAUACGGUGGCACAAAGCUCGAAAGAGCUCGUGACCUCUUUGAACAAUGCCUAGAAAGCUGCCCAGCUAAAUUUGCCAAAGCCAUAUAUCUGCUGUAUGCCAAGCUGGAGGAGGGACAUGGAUUAGCGCGGCACGCUAUGGCUGUCUAUGACCGUGCAACGCAGGGAGUGCUUCCUGAAGAGCGAUAUGAGAUGUUCAAUAUUUACCUGAAGCAGGCGGCAGAGAUUUCAGGUGUGACGUACACGAGGCAGAUUUAUGAGAAGGCCAUUGAAGUGCUCGACGAAGACUCAGCCAGGGAAAUGUGCGUAAGAUUUGCUGAGCUGGAGAAGAAGUUGGGAGAAAUUGACCGAGCCAGAGCUGUGUACGCUCACUGCUCUCAAAUAUGUGAUCCUAGAGUGGCCCCCAAAUUUUGGCAGGCGUGGAAAGAGUUUGAGAUCAAGCAUGGCAAUGAAGACACAGUUAGAGAGAUGUUGAGGAUAAAGAGAAGUGUUCAGGCCACAUAUAACACACAGGUAAAUUUCAUGUCUGCUCAGAUGCUGGCUGUCAACUCUGCUAAAGAAGCAGCAGAGUCCACUCAGAAUGCAGAUGAGAUGAAGAAGUUAGAGGAGAGAGCCCGACAAUUAGCUGACGAGGCAGCCAAGGACCAAGUCAAGCCUGACAAGGGCAUCUUGUUUGUUAGGAGCAACACAACGAACGAGGAGCUUGGUGAGAUGACGAAAACGGCCAAUCCUGACGAAAUCAAUAUUGACGAGGACUUCUCCAGUGAUGAAGACGAAACUGUUGAAGAAGUAGAGGUUCAACAGCAGAGUGUUCCAACACAGGUGUUUGGAGGCCUAGCCAAUGAAGACGACUAAUCCAAAGGCUUUUGGCAUCUGACCAGUUAAGAACUCUGUACCAUAAACCUUGAACAGCUGUCCACGUGGUUGUUCAUACCCAUGGGCUCUCUGGAUCUGACCAAUCAGAAAGCCUCUUCCACUGAACAUUGAAGAUCAUGGAUAUUUAAAACAAGUCCAUUUUGUUUGUUAGAAGAUGUUUGACACCAAGCUUUGAAAAAACAUUUCCUAUGGAAUUCACCCUUUGGUAUCAAGAAUAUAGCUAAGUUUGAUAAAUGUUUAAGUAUUACAAGUGAGUCAUAAAUAAAUAUCACGAUGGCUUUUGGUAUAGAUUAUUGUGUUGUUGCUUUUUUAGAAUGGUAUCCGUGUGAUUGCAAACUAAAACACAAACUAACCAUUCUUGUUCAAACAGAUUGUAGUGAGAGCUCUCUGCAGCUGCCAGAGCCUUGAGACCAAUGAGAUAGCAUGUUGCAUUCCCUCGGCAUUAUUCCUGUCGCUCUGUUUUGCAACAUUUGUAGUUUAUUCUUAAGUCCUUUGCUGCAGUUAGACUAGAUAACAUAACAACGGUCGAAGUGUGGCAGUAUGAAAGUGCUAUAAACUAGUUAUCAGAGAACCAAU
This is a messenger RNA of Liolophura sinensis, 3211 nucleotides long. Its product is annotated as pre-mRNA-splicing factor SYF1-like. Lineage: Eukaryota; Metazoa; Mollusca; Polyplacophora; Chitonida; Chitonidae. The transcript has 24 exons. Gene Ontology annotation, cellular component: post-mRNA release spliceosomal complex; Prp19 complex; U2-type catalytic step 2 spliceosome. Gene Ontology annotation, molecular function: protein binding. Gene Ontology annotation, biological process: mRNA splicing, via spliceosome; generation of catalytic spliceosome for first transesterification step. The record is from RefSeq and is a predicted model, not a curated record. Bases 77 to 2614 code for a protein of 845 amino acids.